GCUGGAGGUCCAGACCAGACUUGUUGAUCUCCAUUAAGAGACAGCACAAGGAAAGAGAGGCGCUUUCCUUUGUAUCUUUAAAACGAGAAAAUGUGGCUCCAUCUUGGAAUGUAGACGGGGGCGGAGGGAGAGAGUCUCAUCCAAGUGCAGGCCUUGGGGAGCUGCUUGCAAAAGGAUCCUGGGAAUAAUCUGCAGCUUUCAGGCGUCUGUGGACCCAUUUGCCUUGCUUCCCUUCCCCAGCCCUCGGGUUCUUGGACAUACUGGAAUAUUACUGUGAUCUUUCUGCCUCAGGCUUCCGGGGAGCCAGUGCAAACGGCCUCAGCUGCUGAUCGCUUGCUGGCUGAUGCAGGAUGUAGCCACACGUUGGUUUCCCUGUUCUCCGCCGACUGCCCGGCUUUGAUCCUUGGCGAAGAAGCUCUUCGGCAUGGAGGGGAAGGAGAACAGGUGAAGCCCGCCGGCUCUGAAGCGUGAGUGCCCGGCCCCGCGGAGCCUUCCAGAGGCAGCGAUGCCCGCGGGCAUGAACAAGCAUGGAUCUCGGUCUUCUACCUCUUUGCCUCCGGACCCCAUGGAGAUCGUUCGGAGCAAGGCCUGCUCCCGGAGGGUCAAACUCAACGUGGGGGGCCUGGCGCAUGAAGUUCUCUGGCGAACCCUGGACAGGCUGCCCCGGACCAGGCUGGGCAAACUGAGAGACUUCAACACGCACGAGUCCCUCAUGGAGAUCUGUGACGACUAUAACCUGGAGGAGAACGAGUAUUUCUUUGACCGGCACCCGGGGGCAUUCACUUCCAUCUUGAACUUCUACCGCACGGGCAAGCUGCACAUGAUGGAGGAGAUGUGCGCCUUGUCCUUCAGCCAAGAACUGGACUACUGGGGGAUCGACGAGAUCUACCUGGAGUCCUGCUGCCAGGCCAGGUACCACCAGAAGAAAGAGCAGAUGAACGAGGAGCUGAAGAGAGAAGCCGAGACGCUGAGGGAAAGGGAAGGGGAGGAAUUUGAUAACACCUGCUGCGCCGACAAGAGGAAAAAACUCUGGGAUCUUCUAGAGAAACCCAACUCUUCAGUAGCCGCCAAGAUUUUGGCCAUCAUUUCCAUCAUGUUCAUUGUAUUAUCUACAAUAGCCUUGUCACUUAAUACGCUUCCUGAACUACAAGGCACGGAUGAAUUUGGACAAACCACAGAUAACCCUCAGCUUGCCCACGUGGAGGCAGUGUGCAUUGCAUGGUUUACAAUGGAAUACCUCUUGCGGUUCCUAUCCUCACCUAAGAAAUGGAAGUUUUUCAAAGGCCCCCUGAACGCUAUUGAUUUGCUAGCUAUCUUGCCCUAUUAUGUCACUAUCUUCCUCACGGAAUCAAACAAAAGUGUACUUCAGUUCCAAAAUGUACGCAGGGUAGUUCAGAUAUUUCGUAUCAUGAGGAUACUCCGAAUUCUAAAGCUUGCCAGGCACUCAACCGGUUUACAGUCCUUGGGAUUUACUCUAAGGAGGAGCUAUAAUGAGCUUGGAUUACUCAUCUUGUUUUUGGCCAUGGGCAUUAUGAUCUUUUCCAGCUUGGUUUUUUUUGCAGAAAAAGAUGAGGAUGAUACAAAAUUCAAGAGCAUCCCCGCUUCCUUCUGGUGGGCAACUAUCACCAUGACAACAGUAGGCUAUGGAGACAUCUACCCCAAAACUCUCUUAGGCAAAAUAGUUGGAGGGUUGUGCUGCAUUGCUGGGGUGCUGGUGAUUGCUCUUCCCAUCCCAAUCAUUGUAAAUAACUUCUCUGAGUUCUACAAAGAGCAGAAGAGGCAGGAGAAAGCCAUCAAGCGCAGAGAAGCACUUGAAAGAGCAAAAAGAAAUGGCAGCAUUGUCUCCAUGAAUAUGAAGGAUGCUUUUGCCCGUAGUGUAGAACUGAUGGAUAUUGUGGUUGAAAAGAAUGGAGAAAGCACAGGCAAAAAGGAUAAAGUUCAGGACAAUCAUUUAUCCCCCAGCAAGUGGAAAUGGACCAAGAGAACACUCUCUGAAACUAGCUCCAGUAAAUCUUUUGAAACUAGGGAACAAGGAUCUCCAGAAAAGGCCCGGUCCUCUUCCAGCCCUCAGCACCUGAAUGUCCAACAGUUGGAGGACAUGUACAACAAAAUGGCAAAGACUCAGUCACAGCCAAACCUCAACACUAAAAACACAGGUCACCCUGGAAAGCAAAAGGAAGAGCUAGAAAUGGAGACCAUUCCUGGCCCUACGGUCCCUUUAUUGACCACCCGUGCUGACGGGAUCAUUGACAUGAGGAGCAUGUCAAGCAUUGACAGUUUUAUAAGCUGUGCUACAGAUUUCCCUGACUCUGGGAAAUUCUCCCACAGUCCACUUGCUACACUUCCCUGCAAAGGAGGUGUUAAUCCAAUUCAGGAGCAAAUCAGGGCAGAGGGAAGUGGAACCAGGUUCAUGGAGAUAAACCCAAAGCCAGAAGGCAGCCACCGCUCUACAUUUUUCAUAGAAAGUCCCAACAGUUCUGUAAAAGCCAGUAACCCUUUAAAAUUAAGAUCUCUGAAAGUCAACUUUAUGGAAGAUGACAACAGCACAUUAGUACCAGCAUCAAAUGUACUGAGAAUAUAUCCAGAUGCUCUCAAGAAUAGGGGAGCUGCUGCUGCAGACAAUUCCUUACUCUCUGAUCGAUCUUUAGUCAGUCCAGAAACUUCUAUCUACACAACAGCGAGUGCUAGAACACCCCCAACGUCGCCAGAGAAGCAGAUAGCAAUAGCUUUCAACUUUCACGAUGCCAGCAUACAUAAAUAUAUAGAUGCUGACACUGAUGAUGAAGGUCAGUUGCUUUACGACUCAAGCCCUCCAGGAAAUGUAAGUCCCAAAUACAAUAUUACAAACAGUGCUUAUCUAAAGCAAAAAGAUAACAUUUAUAGAACGGAGAAGAACCAUCUAGAGAGUGCUGCUUUACCCACCUCACCGAAAUGUAUAGGGCAAAACUGCAUUUACUCCAUGGAAGGUAUCACUGGAAAAACCCAGGGAAAUCAGGAGACUGUCAGACUAGAAAAUCACAUUUCACCCGAGGUCCAUAUAUUACCAGGUGGUGGAGGACAUGCUAACACCCACGAUCAACGCAUCUGACAUGUGCUCCAAAAAACUUGUUGAACAUUGAAAGGAAUGUCUUUACAGUCAACACAACAAACGAGAGCUUCUGCAUGGCAUGAACUUUGACUGAAGCAAGCCACUUGUUUCUAAAAGUCUGAGAGGAGGCCUGGUGUGGGUUUAUGAAAACAUCCUUCUCUGGAACAACUAUAAAGAUGUUGCCUGAUUCAUCCUACAAAUAUCAAUGAAAAUAAAGAUUGCAAGUCUUGCUCACACUUUGAUCUCCUUUCAUGUCCUUCAUUGAAGUCAGCCUGACCAAAUAUACAUCAACUCCCCUUGUACAAUGGAUCUCCUUUUGGAAGUGUUAACAUCUGGUUUGUGUUACUUCCAUAGAAGAGACCAAGGCAGCCAGAUUUGAACUCUGGACCAAAUUACUGGGGUUGGUAUAAAGUUAUUAGAAACACAAUACUUAUUGCUUCAGGGCAGUUGUUCCAAAUAGCCCCAUCUGCAUCUUUCUUUCUGAUGGAUACAGUGUCUAAAGGUAACAGGGAACACUUGCAUUAUGGGUAAAUCUAAGCUUAUGUCUAUUUAAAAUAACAGUGAUCUAGAGAAAUAAAUUAUUAAAAUGCCCUGUGUGUGUUUAAUUCUUCCAGAUACUGUAGGACCUGAUGUUUUAUUUUGAAAUAUCAUCAGGGUGAGUUGCACCACUUGUAUCUAAUUUAAAACGCCCCCUAGAAAGUAGUGAAACUUGCACUUACUCUCUGCUAAAACCAAUACCAAAUCCGGGGCUAUAGAGGGGCUUCUAAGCCACAACCCACACUGGAGGAGUGUGAAGGGGCCGUGCAAAAGUAGGACUCUCCAGGGGCACUUUGGCUGACUCAGACAGAAUUCUUCCAGGGUUCUGCGGGAGAAUGCACCGAGUGAUAGCUUGACACAUUUAUAGGAUGUAACAUGCUCCCUCUUACUACUAGUCCAUUACCCCAUACCGCCUGUUCUGUGCUAAAGGCAGGGACCCAGGAGCUGCCCUGUUUGGAGAGUCCAGGCAUUCUAGGCUUGUAUACUGCUUGUGUUGCAGCUAGCCCCUACUCCAGAAUGUAAAGAGCGGCAGUGAUGUCUCCUUGUGCCCCUCCCAUUCUGACUUCCAUAUUCACUUAGGGGUCAGCCUCAAUCUAGCUCAUAAAGUAGGAGGAGAGGAAUGAGUCAGUCUGAAGCAUUUUGCACUCAGUCGAUGUUGAAUGACUAGAUAUGCAAGUGUUAACUAAAUAUGCAAAAACAGGACUUAUUUAAUUAUACACAACAGGCCUGAUUGUGCUGUCACUUCCACUGGUGAAAUCAGGAGUGACUCCAUUGAAACCAAUGAAGUUACACUAGUGUAAAAUGGCUAUAAGUGAGAGGCAAAUCAGGUCAAAUCGCUCAAUAAUAUUCAAUCUUUUUCUUAAAAAUGACCAUUUUAAACAAAUGCAACUAACAGCAACCAGCUUAGGUUUUAAACAUUGUCCUUCUAUAAAGUUAUUUGACUUGUGUAGAAAAUAUUUUUUUCUUUAAUUUUUAAUAUUACAAAAAAAGCACUUU
Messenger RNA from Trachemys scripta elegans, 4621 nucleotides. It is a transcript of the gene KCNB1, whose product is annotated as potassium voltage-gated channel subfamily B member 1. Gene Ontology annotation, cellular component: voltage-gated potassium channel complex; membrane. The coding region runs from base 506 to 3088 and encodes 860 amino acids. Gene Ontology annotation, biological process: potassium ion transmembrane transport; protein homooligomerization. NCBI's taxonomy places the organism in Eukaryota, Metazoa, Chordata, Testudines, Emydidae. The transcript has 3 exons. Gene Ontology annotation, molecular function: protein binding; delayed rectifier potassium channel activity. The record is from RefSeq and is a predicted model, not a curated record.